This is a messenger RNA of Monascus purpureus, 2189 nucleotides long. Lineage: Eukaryota; Fungi; Ascomycota; Eurotiomycetes; Eurotiales; Aspergillaceae. The record is from the annotation of a GenBank genome assembly.
CUUCGCACUUGGUCGAUGGACAAAUAAAUACACCAGCUGUGGUUCCUCGACAAGCAAGAGCCUGGUAAGGUUGCUGUCAUGAAGUGAAGAGCCGUCUCUAGGCAUCGAUCUGUCCUGCUCCCACAACCGCUCUUUGUCGCGUUUGUAUGCGGAGAUUGCUGCCAUCUCCAACCCACACUAAUACUAAUACUACUACUACUACUACUACUUCUACAAUCAGCAUCCCAUCACCAUACUCCAUGGGCUGUCCUCCCUGGUCUCUCGCAUUGCUUGUUUCUCUUAUGCCUAGUUCUUAACUGCCCACAUCGGUCCACCCCGUGAGCACUUCUGUUUCUGUUUGAACUCUACAACGUCAUCAAACCCGGUUUUUCUUUACCCCCACAGCCUCAACAUGUCUGACCAGGCCAUUCUACGCAUUACACGAGAAAUCAAACAGCUACAGCAAGGCACUGCAGACCUGUCACUCGCCGUGGCCUGUCAGGAAGCUGAUAUCAGAAACAUCAAUGCUCUCAUUGUUGGACCGCCAGAAACUCCCUAUGAAUUUGGCUUUUUUGAGUUCAACGUCAAAUUUGGCAAAGACUACCCAGCAAAGCCUCCUGCUGUCCGCGCUCUCACUACGAAUCAUGGGCGCUGCCGUUUCAACCCUAACAUCUAUUCUUCUGGGAAAGUUUGCUUGUCUAUUCUUGGAACAUGGCGGGGAGAGCGCGGCGAGCAGUGGUCGUCUGCGCAAGGUUUGGAAUCCAUUCUCAUCUCCAUUCAGAGCUUGAUGUCGUCAAACCCGUAUGAAAACGAGCCGGGCUAUGAGAAUGCAAAGUCUGGCAGCGAUAAGAAGAACAUGAAAACCUAUGUCGCUAAGAUUCGACACGAAACUCUGCGAAUAGCCGUUAUCCAGCCUCUCGAAGCGUCGCUGGGCAUUCAGCCGGAUGGCUCGAUUCUUGCACCGCAGGUCGGGAACGGAUCUGACGCCGAUGAAGACCCGCUACUGCUUGAAGAUGAACUACAAUUCCAGCCCUUUGUGGAUCUCCGCAAGAGGCGUUUCCUCUGGUAUUUUGAAUCCUACAUGAAUGCCAUCAACGCGGAUGAACCGAACGUGUCAAAGAACGCCAAGUUCGAGAAAAUGCCCUUUGAGAGUCCUGGGAACAUAAUGGACGGGCAUUUCAACUACCCGGAGUUGAGACGACGAUUGAUUUCCGUGAAGAAUGCGAUCAUUAAUGAGACUUGGAACUGGGCGAUGGAGGGACGCGAUGCCCAGCAACACGAGAAAUUGAUUGCGAUGAACCUACAGCGCCAGUACGAGCAGAUCGUUGAGGACCUCAAGAACAAGAAGAACUUCACGAUUAAUCUAUCCCUGGUGGAUGGUAACAGCUUCGUAUGGAGCCUCACAUACUUUGGCCGACCCAUGACGCAGCUGGAUGGCGGUAUCUUCAAGAUCAAGAUCUGGCUGAGUCCGCGUUUCCCUGAUGAGCAGCCUCGCGUUUUCCUCCAGACUCCUCUCUUCCAUCACCGUGUAUCGAGGGAGGGAGUACUCUGCUAUUUUCCAGAACGAAUGGAAGAGAUGAGGUUCCAUAUCGAUGCAAUCGUGUCGGCUUUGGAGGAAGAGACUCCACCAUAUGAUCCUCGCACAACCGUAAACCCAGAGGCGUCCAAGCUCUUUUGGUCUAACCCAGAAAGCCGAAAGAAGUACAACCGCGAGCUGCGGAAAUCAGUUGAGAGAAGUGCUGAAGAGGCAUAUGUGUAAAAUAUCUGCCAAUCCAUCUAGACAGGCUUCACAACCACCCAUAUGCUCAAACAGUUUUGUCUGUCACAUCCAUUAAAUUCAACCAGGUUUUAGGAAUAUCGCAGCUGAUUCCUGUGAUUAUUGAUUUUAUGUUUUUCCCUUUCUAUCAGACGUGCUACAUAUUUGCUAGAUGUGGGAUUUAGACUGGCGAGGUGUUCAGGACAAUAUAGGUGCCUUGUCAUUUGCGUGUUUUGUUCUUUUUUUUUUUCAUUUUUAUGUUUUCUUUCUUCCUUGCCCAAUCAUGCAGGGCAAAGCUUCAGUUGAAGACUUAGGAAAUGGGUAUCAUGGCUAGAGAAUCAAGAAAUAAUUAAUGGUAAUCACGAGGUGGUGAACAAGUUGGAAAAUGUCCUCUGUUCGCAAUAUUGGGCCGUAUGCAGUCUGAGAAAGCCAACACAAAUUGAUUCCUGGUGAA